Molecule: messenger RNA, 555 nt
Organism: Lucilia sericata (common green bottle fly)
Lineage: Eukaryota; Metazoa; Arthropoda; Insecta; Diptera; Calliphoridae
Product: enhancer of split M1 protein-like
Exons: 3
Coding region: 33-539 (168 amino acids)
Molecular function (GO): protein binding
Source: RefSeq, a predicted model, not a curated record
GUUUAGCGCAUUAAAGAUUUAAAUACAAAAAAAUGUUGUCUAUCAAGAAUAUAAUUUUUGUUAUCACUAUAGUGGAAAUGACUACAGCCGAAUACUACGAUAUAAUAGAUUCUGUAACAGAAGAAUCUUUUGAAUCGGUAGAGACAGCUGGUGACAAAAAUGCUAUGGAAUUCCCAGAAUUAAUUGAUUACAAUGACAAUUGUUUACGCGCUUGUCCUCGCAUCUUAGAUCCCAUUUGUGCUGUCGAUGAAAUGCAUCCCCAAGAACAUAAAUAUUUUCAUAACCAAUGCUUAAUGGAAUACGACAAUUGUCGUCAGAGUAGAGCUUGGAAGCCCACACAGAUGCUUUUGUGUAUUAAGGACAUUGAUCCGGUGGUACGUGAUGACUGUAUGCGUGCCUGUCCAUUGAUUUAUAAUCCUGUUUGUGCCAGUGAUGGAAAAAAUUAUGAAAUUUUUGGCAACCAAUGCAGUUUUGGCAUGGAAAAUUGCUUAGCCAGCGGCAAAUGGUUGGAAGUGCGCGCUGAACAAUGUGGUUUGUGAAAAAUUGAAUUAUGAU